This is a messenger RNA of Osmia bicornis bicornis, 1468 nucleotides long. Its product is annotated as transmembrane protein 179. NCBI's taxonomy places the organism in Eukaryota, Metazoa, Arthropoda, Insecta, Hymenoptera, Megachilidae. The record is from RefSeq and is a predicted model, not a curated record. The transcript has 2 exons. The coding region runs from base 153 to 818 and encodes 221 amino acids.
UGCGUAUAGUUUACUGAUGAGUUCAGAUAUGUGGUGAUUGGGCGAUCUGUCAGAAAGAUUAUUUAACAGUUCGCUAUAAAUUGGUUCAGAAUUGAAUUUUUUAAUUCUGCAAUCGUAUUGUGGAUUAUAAAUUUCCUUCUGUCACUUGUAAGAUGGCGUUAACAAAUAUCUUACUUCUCAGUCAAAUAUCUGGAUAUGUAGUUGCUCUUAUUUUGUCACUUUGUAUUAUUAUACCUAUGAGUUUACAUCAGGAUGAAUUUAGAGGACAUUGUCUAUUAUUCUCGACAGGAACUUGGCAAGAGACAGAUGGUCAGUUUAUAGUAAACUGGGCCCGACAAGCUUAUUGUAACUAUACAAUAUUUGUUGGUUUGGUGUUGCUAAUAACAUCCGCGAUACAAAUCUAUCGACUUUCUAUAUUUAUGUACCGUGGAGAGGAUAGUUCCUUUCUGUCUGCAUUCAUAGAUGUUGUCAGUUCAAUAAUUCUUACAAUAAUCACAUUGGUUGCUGCAAUCAUUAUUACGCUUGGGUUUAUGACCUGGUGCCAAUGUAUGACAAAAAGAUUUCCAUCGUGUGAAUUAGCAGCUGGAAAUGACAUUGAUAAAGCUGAUGGAAUAGAUACAUCUGGUUUUCACAUUGAAUUAGGAGCAGCCCAAUUUGGAACAUGGACUAGUUUAUCAAUUUGGGUUGGUUUAUCAGUAUUUGCAGUAUUAAAAUUAUUAAGAUAUCAUCAAUUAGAAAAUAUGAAAGUUUCAAUGUAUAGAGAAAGACAAAGAUUAAUAGAGGCUGCCAGAAGCAAUGAAAUUCAAGAAUCAACAUAGAAAUAUGAAUGAAAAUGUAAAAUUUAAUGUUAAGAUAGUAGUAUUUUUUUAUCUAACUAACUCUUCUGAAGAAAUAUUUAUAUCUUAUGAAAUCAGUUUUCCAAACGCACACUUUAUAAUGGAUAUAAUUAAAGUAACAUAUCUUGACCUAAAAUAACUUUGCUAUUUAUUAAAUACUCUAAUGACUAUAAUCAUUCAAGUAAAAAAUUAUAUAUUAAAAUGAAAAGUUUUGUUUUGUAAAUAUAAUUUACUAGAUAAUUUUUUUACCUUUAUACAUAUCAAGGCUGUAGAAAAUUAUAAUCCUCAGUUUUCAUAACUAGUAUUAAAAUUUACAGUAGUAAGUUUAUUUUAUUUAAUUUAAAUAACGUCGAAUAUAUUAAAAUAUAACGUAUUUUAUUGUUGUAUUAUAUUUUUGUGGAUUCAUUUAAAUAAUUUACAUAAAGAAAUGUUAAACCCAACAAAGAUAAAAGUAUACAAUUAUCACAUGUACAUAAAUUAAGAACUUCGUGUUAUAAACAAACUUACUUAAUUAGUUAAGAAAUAUAUUUUGUAAAUAUGUAUAUUAUAUAUUCUCAUAAUAUAUUCAAAUCGUAAUAUAUUUGUUGAUUGUACUGAAACAACUAAAUGAACAUAUAGCUCUUUGCAAGAAA